Molecule: messenger RNA, 2625 nt
Organism: Lingula anatina
Lineage: Eukaryota; Metazoa; Brachiopoda; Lingulata; Lingulida; Lingulidae
Product: atos homolog protein A-like
Source: RefSeq, a predicted model, not a curated record
AUGAAAAAGGCUAAUAGACUGGUGGUGGUGUNAAAAUCUACAAGCAAGCCAAUCCCAACUCAAGAAGAUAAAGAAAACUUUAAACGAAGUCUCAGCAGCUGUUCCUCUAUGUUGUUCCAUGCACAGACUGGAUUACCAAUGCAGUCCAGUCCUGCUCCACAGAAGAGACGAACAUUUAGCAGUUUUGAUUUUGACUACUCCCUCACAAAUAUAAAGGCAAUCAAAAGUGCCUUGUCCAUGUCAACACUGAGCAGCUCUGGGGAGGAGGGGAAAGAGCUAUCUGACCAAGAGAAGAGAAUACUCAGCACAAGUGCACCUGCCUCAACCAACAGUAACAGUUUACUGGGAAACUUUGAGGAAUCUCUACUAAAUGGUCGCAUCAUGCCAGCAGGGACAGUUGCAGGCUUCACUGCCGAAAUUGGUGCCAGCGGUUCCUUCUGCCCAAAACACAUCUCCCUGCCUGUGACAGCUUUCUUCUUCAACAACCUGUCUGAUGACAAUGCACCAUCACCUUACCUGGGUCAUGUUAACCUAGAGAGUGCUAACCUUAAGAGGGGAUACCAUGUGCCAAAGAAGGGGACUGUUCAAGUGACUUUGUUCAAUCCCAACAAGACAGUGGUGAAGAUGUUUGUGGUGAUGUAUGACCUGAGUGACAUGCCCCCCAACUGCCAAACCUUCAUACGCCAGAGAACACUCUACAUGCCAGUGUCUGGGUCAGCAGAGGACCAGUGCUUCCUCAGAUACCUGAUCCAUCUCAGGUUUGCCUCUUCCAAGUCCGGGAAGGUGUAUCUUCACACAGACAUCAGACUGAUCUUUGCCAGAGACAAGUUUGAAUUUGAUCCCAGGGUGGCCAGUUAUGAACUGAGAUCUUUCACUGAAGUGCCCUCUAACCCAACAUACUCUCCCAAGAGAUGAUGACACCUCCUUUUAGACAUUUACAACAAAUAUUUGAUUGAUAAAUUAUUUAAAAAAUCCCAGCAGAAAAAAACAACAUCUCAUGCUUGGUAUAUUUUGGAAAGAAGACAAUUACAACUCUGACCAGAACAUUCUUACACAUGCGACAUGUAAUAUAAUGUAUAUUUUUGGAAAAGAACAAGUGCUUUUCAGUCCAUACUGUGUAGAAAAUUCAUGUGGAGUAACACUGGGGAUAUAAACAGAAGUUACAAUACCACACUUGGGGAAAGCACUUAGCAACAACUGUUUUAAGUGCAACAGUCUAAAGAAGGAUAUGUCUUCUUCUUGUUCAAGGAAAACCACGAAGUUAUAUCCAAAAAAACUGUAUAGUCUGUGACAAAAUUGUUGAGCCCAUAAACAAAAUAUAUGUUAUGGAAAUGAAACUUAGCAACAACUUUAUUAAGUGCAGUAGUCUUUGGAUUAAUAUGUCCUCUGAGGUAGAGAAAAACCAUCGAGUUGUGUCAACAAAAUGUAUAUUACAUGUGACAAAACGUGGUUAUGUGAAGGCCAUUGAGGCAGAAUUUCUCAAAGCCAGCAACUGGAGAUUAUUGUUGGGCCUAUUUAAACUUGAAAUUCAACAGUGCCCAGGAUGUUCGUGGUUAUUAAUGAAGUUGUGUUAGGUUUAAGGUUUGAUAAAGGCAUGUGUCUACAGAGACUAAUUAAUUUAUUAAAUAUGAUGCACUGGUGAAGGGGAGAGUUUGAUGUUGUCACUUUGGGAAAGGUUUUACUGCAUUUCUGCCGUGAAAAUCUUACUGGUGGUUUGUGUGGUGUUUUAAUUUCUGCCUUCUAAUCUUGUACCUUGGGCGUUUUAUCAGAAUUGCUUCAACUUAGUAACUUAAAACAGGAAUGUGCUUCCUGUCAUGUGCAUGUAAUAUCACUCAUACCUGCAUUUUCAUUCUUGUAUUGAACUUCAUGUUCAGGGAUAGAUUUGUAUCUAUUGUUAAUCUUAUUUCAUACAACCCUUUUAACGAGUUCAUAUAUCAUCUUCCAUCAUGGGUUUUUCUUUUCCAUAUUUAUUUUGUUUGUAGUGGAAUUCACUAUGGUUUGGGUAUUAGUUAAAAGUUGGGACGAAUGCUCACUAAGAGUGAACAGCUAGAAUUUCGUAUGGUGUGGUUUGUAUGCAAGACGUUGAUUUGAUUAUUGGAAAUUAAUUUUGCUUCUAGAGAAUGGGUUUGGUGAGGCGAUUUUUGUGACUGUUAAAUGUAAAGGGUUAAGUCGUUUGAACUGCUGUAAUUCUGAUAUUGAUUUAAAAGAAAGAAUCAUAACCAAGUCUGUUGGAAAGAUGGUUUGUGAAAAUAUAUUAGGGAAGAACUGACGUGCUUUUAGUGUUUCUGAAGUUGUUUUCAAACAAGCGUGUUAUAUGAUCACCUAAUGAUGGUAGUGACAUUUAAAAGGAAUUAACAUUUGUAUGAACUGAAUCAUCACCUGGUGCUCUAAAAUUACCAAUAUAUAAAUCAAUUACUGUCGUGAUUCUUCUGAGGUUUUUGCCUUUUCGGUUAAACGGUGGCAACGUGAUAGUUGGCUCAAAAAGUUUGGCGUGUAGAAGAUGAUCUUUUAAUUUAUUAUUCUUCAACUUAAGAAUCGCUGUAUCUUAAAUUAUUUAUUAUUACUCUCUCAAUAUAGUAAAAUCCAUUAUAUAGUGAGAAUAAAAUUACUGGUAUAAACUGAAAA